Molecule: messenger RNA, 1581 nt
Organism: Rhizophagus irregularis DAOM 181602=DAOM 197198
Lineage: Eukaryota; Fungi; Glomeromycota; Glomeromycetes; Glomerales; Glomeraceae
Source: RefSeq, a predicted model, not a curated record
AUGGUAAAUGAUAUUUUUACUUUAUACCCAAAUGUAACUAUUGAACCUUGUAGAGUAUCUCAAGAUAUGUUAGAAGGCUUAUUUGGUACAAUUCGACAACUUGGAGGUGAUUCUUCUACCCAGACACUAAAAGGAUAUGGCCAUGCAUUAAAUAAAUUUCAGAUUACUGCUAAAGUAACUGCUGAAGUAAAAAGUCUAAAUUAUGGAACAUCAAGUCAUACUGGAAUGGAAUUUGAUUAUCUUUCUCGAUGUGAUUAUAGAAGAAAAUCAUCAAAAGAUAAAAAUGUAUAUCCUAUCUUAUUAACCCAUACUGAAUUAUCUAAGAUGUCUUCUUUUAUGCAACGAGUGUUUAAAAGUCUUCUCUUAGACGACCUGUUUAUGGGAAGAAUCAACAUUCCAACAUUAUCUUUUCGUACUGAAGCUGAUCAACAAAUUCAACAAAUUCUUCUUCUUCAAAUUGAACGUCAGCAGCUCUUUAAUUCAUUACUUUAUAAUAAUGAAAUUAUUUUAUUACUAGAAAAAUGGAAAAAAGAUAUUAAAAAUAUUGCCCUAAAAUCAAUACCUAAAAGAAAAGGAAAUCUUUGGAUGACCACAUGGAUUUCUCACCUGGAAGCUAAUUUGAAUAACUAUAUUUGUUCAGGAGUUUGGUUUCAGCAAUUCCAAGAGGUUAUAGUUUCUCAAAGUUCACUUUCUACACAACGAUUAGUUGCUUAUUUUCUUAUUCAAAAAUUGUUAGAAGAAACAUAUAAGAGUGAGUUUAAUGAAAAUAAAAACAUACAAGAGCAAGCAGAUCCCACUUUAAUUCCCAAAGUCAUUAUUACCUUAAAUCGUGCUGAAGCUUCCAAAUUUUCUUAUAUUGUUGGUUGGAUACUCUUCAAGUUACUUAAAAGAGACCAUUUGAUGAAUUCACAUCCCAAAUUUUCAGUUAUGCGAAUUUUACUUGGAGCUCUUUGCAUUGAAAAGGUUGAAUAUACGAUAGAAACAAAAUUACAAACUACCAAUGUUAUACCCGGAUCUGAAUUUCUUAAGUUCAUGUAUCACCUAGAAUCUCUGGUAAUUGAAUUGUUUGAAAAACAUAGUGUGCUAGGGCCAAAUAUUUUAUGUUAUGUGAAAAACAGCCUUCUUAUCAAUUUACAUUUAAACCAGAUGUUUAUUGAGGUUUUAAAAUCUUCAAAUGAGAAAACAAAUGUUGAAUUGGAAAAUGAGGAAAUGAAAUUCAUUUAUGAAAGAUGUGUCUCAAUCUAUAUGAAGAGUCGUCAAAAAACAUGGAGAGAUGUUAAUAAUUAUAUUCCAGAAAAAGGUACAGCAAGCUUACGAGAAAAUCUAAAGGUGAUGCGCUCUAGUAACUCUACAGUAACUUCCGAAAACAAAAAAUCUACCAUUAUAAAAAAGGCAUAUUUGCCGUCUGAUCCUGCUAAUGCUUUGGAACAACUUCGUGCAUGGGCACAACUUGAAGAAGCAGAAGAGUCAUUUGCGAAAGUCUUUUUGGUGCAAGAGUUAUUAUGGUUAGUUUGGGCGUUUGGAAUAUCAACACAAUAUAAAAGAAAACAAAAAUUGUAUUCUAUUAUUGAGAUCAUUUGA